Molecule: messenger RNA, 4376 nt
Organism: Homo sapiens (human)
Lineage: Eukaryota; Metazoa; Chordata; Mammalia; Primates; Hominidae
Gene: OR10H1
Product: olfactory receptor family 10 subfamily H member 1
Exons: 4
Coding region: 888-1844 (318 amino acids)
Biological process (GO): G protein-coupled receptor signaling pathway
Cellular component (GO): plasma membrane; membrane
Molecular function (GO): olfactory receptor activity; G protein-coupled receptor activity
Source: RefSeq, marked validated
UGGUGUGGCUGCUUGGUGCAGCCCACACCUGGUCAGCUCCCACCUGUGGAGAAACUCCAAACUAGAGCCUCCUACUGGGAUGAAGCAGAAGCAGAUGCCUGGAGUCCCAGAAUGACUGGACUACCCUUUUAGCUGCAUUCUGCAUCCCAUCAUUCCAGACGGUGUUACAUGCAGCCCUCAGCUACCUCCUACAGACGUGAUCGGCUCCUGUCCUCUCAAGGUUUCUCCCUCCCUCCCUUCCUUCCUCCCUCCAUUCCUCCCUCCCUCGUUUCUUCCUAUCUCACUCUCCUUCUUUCCUCCCUCACUCUCCUUCCUUCCUUCCUGCCUCCCUCCCUCCCUUUCUUCCUUCCUUCCUCACUCUCCUUCUUUCCUCCCUCACUCUCCUUCCUUCCUGCCUCCCUCCCUCCUUUCUUCCUUCCUCACUCUCCUCCUUUCCUCCCUCACUCUCCUUCCUUCCUUCCUUCGUUCCUUCCUUCCUCCUUCCCUCCCUCCCUCCUUCCUUCCUCCUGCAGUCCCCAUCCUUCCUUCCUUUUAUCCUUCUUUCCUUCCUCCCUCCCUCCCUCUCUUUCUUCCUCCCUUUUUUCUUUCUUUUCCUCCUCCUCCUCCUCCUCCUUUUCUCUCUCUCUCUCUCCCCCCACCUUGUUCACUCACUCGCUGUCGAUUCUUGUGAUCUGAAUUGAUAUGAACAAGAGUGUGUAGACGGUCAGUCAUGGGGAAGCAGCAUCUCCUAGUGGCCUUUGAAACAGCCACCAGCAACUGAGACUCGCUCUGUCGCCAGGGUGGAGUCCAGUGGCGCCAUCUCGGCUUACUGCAACCUCCGCCUCCCAGGUUCAAGAGAUUCUCCUGUCUCUGCCUCCCGAAGAGCUGGGACUACAGGCACAGCCUCCAUGCAGAGAGCCAAUCACUCCACAGUGACCCAAUUCAUCCUCGUCGGCUUCUCUGUCUUCCCCCACCUCCAGCUGAUGCUCUUCCUGCUGUUCCUGCUGAUGUACCUGUUCACGCUGCUGGGCAACCUGCUCAUCAUGGCCACCGUCUGGAGCGAGCGCAGCCUCCACACGCCCAUGUACCUCUUCCUGUGCGCCCUCUCCGUCUCCGAGAUCCUCUACACCGUGGCCAUCAUCCCGCGCAUGCUGGCCGACCUGCUGUCCACCCAGCGCUCCAUCGCCUUCCUGGCCUGUGCCAGUCAGAUGUUCUUCUCCUUCAGCUUCGGCUUCACCCACUCCUUCCUGCUCACCGUCAUGGGCUACGACCGCUACGUGGCCAUCUGCCACCCCCUGCGCUACAACGUGCUCAUGAGCCCGCGGGGCUGCGCCUGCCUGGUGGGCUGCUCCUGGGCUGGUGGCUUGGUCAUGGGGAUGGUGGUGACCUCGGCCAUUUUCCACCUCGCCUUCUGUGGACACAAGGAGAUCCACCAUUUUGCUUGCCAUGUGCCACCUCUGUUGAAGUUGGCCUGUGGAGACGAUGUGCUGGUGGUGGCCAAAGGCGUGGGCUUGGUGUGUAUCACGGCCCUGCUGGGCUGUUUUCUCCUCAUCCUCCUCUCCUAUGCCUUCAUCGUGGCCGCCAUCUUGAAGAUCCCUUCUGCUGAAGGUCGGAACAAGGCCUUCUCCACCUGUGCCUCUCACCUCACUGUGGUGGUCGUGCACUAUGGCUUUGCCUCCGUCAUUUACCUGAAGCCCAAAAGUCCCCAGUCUCUGGAAGGAGACACCUUGAUGGGCAUCACCUACACGGUCCUCACACCCUUCCUCAGCCCCAUCAUCUUCAGCCUCAGGAACAAGGAGCUGAAGGUCGCCAUGAAGAAGACCUUCUUCAGUAAACUCUACCCAGAAAAAAAUGUAAUGAUGUAGGAGAAAUUCACUGGGAACAACUAAAUUGGAUUACCGAAGGCUAUUGUUAAAAAUUACGUUCCGUGGUGACUCAUGCCUGUAAUCCCAGCACUUUGGGAGGCCGAGGCAGGCGGAUCACCUGAGGUCAGGAGUUUGAGACCAGCAUGGCUAACAUGGCGAAACCCCAUCUCUACUAAAAAUACAAAAAUUAGCCAGGCAUGUUGGCACAUGCCUGUAACCCUAGCUACUUGGGAGGCUGAGGCAUAAGAAUCGCUUGACCCGGUAGGUGGAGGUUGCAGUGAGCUGAGAUCACACCACUGCACUCCAGCCUGGGCGACAGAGUGAGACUGUCUCAAAGAAGAAAGAAAGAAAGAAAAAAAGAAAAUUACGUUCCAGCCAAGCACUGUGGCUCACACUUAUAAUUCCAGCACCUUGGGAUGCCAAGGCAGGAGGAUUGCUUGAGGCCAGGAGUUCAAGACUAGACUUGACAACAUAGCAAGACUGCAUAUCUACAAAAACUUAGAAAAAAAUAGCUUGGCAUGGUGGUACAUGCCUGUAGUCCCAGCUACCUGGGAGACUGAACUGGGAUUACUGCCUAAGUCCAGAAGUUUGAGCUUACAGUGAACUAUGACUGUGCCACUGCAGUCUAGCAUGGAUGACAGAGUGAGACCCUAUCCCUUCCCCCCUAAAAGAAAGACAAUCCAUGAACAUAUAGUAACCUCUAUUUGUCAUGCUUUAAGGUUUACAAGGGACCUUGUAGACGACAUACAAUUAUAAACACAAAGGUUAAUCAGCAUCAGGGAUGUAUUUGGAGUGGAAGUGUGUGUGAGAUACUAACACAGAGAAAACCAGGUUUGAUUAUUUCUAUCUGCUGCAAGAAACUGUGUCAGUUAGCACCAAACCUCCAUCUAGACUCCUCUUGCCAAAAGCCAGGGUCAUCUAAUACCCCCAAUAAUGCAAACCAGCAAUGCAAAGAGAGAGGGAAGAUUUCAUGCCCCACUCUCUAUGAGUGCCGCACCAGGUAGCUACAACUCAGAUUUUGUAAGGCUACUCCAGAUUAUAGCAGAGGAGAGAAAAGUACCCUAAAUUUCAGCAUUGCACAGAUCUAUGCAAUAGAAGUUAGAAAUAGCAAUAAACAGACUCUCUUUAAACAUCAAGGAAACCUUAGAAUUUCAAGUGUGAGUCUUGAAUAGUUGUGGAGAGACUGAGAUGUCUUCAUGGUUGGAUCAAGGAAAAAAGUCACACUGUGAGAUACCGAAUGCUGUGUUAGAAGUUGACACGGCUCAUGGGCCAGCCAGGAGCUCUCUGUUGAAUCUGGACAUUGAGUGUAGACCCCAGGAUGAGUUUAUCUCAUGGCCAGGCGCAGUGGCUCAUGCCUGUAAUCCCAGCACUUUGGGAGGCCAAGGUGGGUGGAUCCCCUGAGGUCAGGAGUUCAAGAGCAGCCUGGGCAAAUGGCUGAAACCCCAUCUCUACUAAAAAUAUAAAAAUUAGCCAGGCGUGGUGGCAGGUGCCUGUAAUCCCAGCUACUCAGGAGGCUGAGACAGGAGAAUAGCUUGAACCAUGGAGGCAGAGGUUGCAGUGAGCUGAGAUCACACCACUGCACUCCAGCCUGGGUGACAGACUGAGACUCCAUCUCAAAAAAAAAAAAAAAAAAAAAAAAGAAAGUUUACCUCAUGGUCUCUUCCCAAUGGGCAGGGAUUUAAGAUUGACCCUACUGUAUAGUAUUUAUAUAUUUAUUGACAAUAGGUCUUCCUGUGUUUGAGCUAUGCAUCAUUUUUUUCUAAAGUGUGAAUUCUCCAUCAUUCAAGCAGUCAAAACAACCCACAGUCAAAACAUCCCAUAUUACAAAAGCCAAAAUUGACAAAUGGGAUCUAAUUAAACUAAAGAGCUUCUGCACAGCAAAAGAAACUACCAUCAGAGUGAACAGGCAACCUACAGAAUGGGAGAAAAUUUUUGCAAUCUACUCAUCUGACAAAGGGCUAAUAUCCAGAAUCUACAAUGAACUCAAACAAAUUUACAAGAAAAAAACAAACAAUCCCAUCAAAAAGUGGGCAAAGGAUAUGAACAGACACUUCUCAAAAGAAGACAUUUAUGCAGCCAAAAAACAUAUGAAAAAAUGCUCGUCAUCACUGGCCAUCAGAGAAAUGCAAAUGGAAACCACAAUGAGAUAUCAUCUCACACCAGUUAGAAUGGCAAUCACUAAAAAGUCAGGAAACAACAGGUGCUGGAGAGGAUGUGGAGAAAUAGGAACACUUUUACACUGUUGGUGGGACUGUAAACUAGUUCCCCAUUGUGGGAGUCAGUGUGGCGAUUCCUCAGGGAUCUAGAACUAGAAAUAUCAUUUGACCCAGCCAUCCCAUUACUGGGUAUAUACCCAAAGGAUUAUAAAUCAUGCUGCUAUAAAGACACAUGCACACAUGUUUACUGCAGCACUAUUCACAGUAGCAAAGACUUGGAACCAACCCAAAUGUCCAACAAUGAUAGACUGGAUUAAGAAAAUGUGGCACAUAUACACCAUGGAAUACUAUGCAGCCAUAAAAAAUGAUGAGUUCA